Messenger RNA from Vitis riparia (riverbank grape), 645 nucleotides. Its product is annotated as snakin-2. The record is from RefSeq and is a predicted model, not a curated record. The transcript has 3 exons. Bases 73 to 369 code for a protein of 98 amino acids. Lineage: Eukaryota; Viridiplantae; Streptophyta; Magnoliopsida; Vitales; Vitaceae.
UCUCUCAUUUCAUAUACCAUACCUCCCAUCCUAAGAUACAAACCAAAACCUCUCUUUCCCACCCUUAAAGCCAUGGCCAUCUCCAAAACUCUCAUUGCUUCACUUCUCAUUUCUCUUCUUGUUUACCAGAUUACUGAGGCGGCGACCACCAGCGGCGACGGAGCGAGUUCUCCGACCGAGAAAAUGGAUUGCGGGGCAGCAUGCAGUGCGAGGUGUAGGCUGUCGUCGAGGCCAAAUCUGUGCAAAAGGGCAUGUGGGACUUGCUGCGCUCGUUGCAACUGCGUCCCUCCAGGCACUUCUGGUAACCAAGAGAUCUGCCCCUGCUACGCCAACAUGACCACCCGUGGCAACAAACGCAAGUGCCCUUAAACCACUGCUUAAGGUGGAACCCGGCAGGUUGAAAUAAAGGGCCCUUUAAUAAUUAAUAAAUGAGUAUGAUAGAUUGUAUAUGGUCUGAGUGGCUUUCUCUUUCGGUGUGGGCUCUUACCAAGAACAGUAGUACUGGAGAACAAUCGCUCUUGUUGUCUUCCUUCUACCAUACGUAAUAAUAAUUAGGCAUUUCUAUGGUUUACAAUUCAAUCCCCGUAAACUUGUGUAAUAUAUUGAGUUGAGAAGAAAUAAGAAGUACUUUCCCUGUUAGUUUAA